Molecule: messenger RNA, 789 nt
Organism: Neoarius graeffei (lesser salmon catfish)
Lineage: Eukaryota; Metazoa; Chordata; Actinopteri; Siluriformes; Ariidae
Product: induced myeloid leukemia cell differentiation protein Mcl-1 homolog
Exons: 3
Coding region: 1-789 (262 amino acids)
Biological process (GO): extrinsic apoptotic signaling pathway in absence of ligand; positive regulation of apoptotic process; release of cytochrome c from mitochondria
Cellular component (GO): mitochondrial outer membrane
Molecular function (GO): protein homodimerization activity; protein heterodimerization activity; channel activity
Source: RefSeq, a predicted model, not a curated record
AUGACGGAGCUGAGUGUGAUGAAGCGGAGCGCGCCGUUGAGUUCACUGUGCUGUGGGCUUGAGAAUGGCGGCGCUGUUCGCUGGGUUUCCCCUUUAAGCGCUCCACUGGACACUUUCUCACAGAAACGCGAGGAGGAGCUGGACGGCUGCACGGAGGAGGCUGACGGACGGGCUGCUGGAGCCGGGAUUAAUGCAGGGAAAGCGCCUGUGGAAAGCCAGUCAGAGCUUGAGGAGCGCGGCUGUGAGGAGCUCCUGAACCCCGAGCUGGAGACGGAGACCUACGAGCUGCUGAGGCAGUUGUUCCGCUCUCACACGGGCCUUCCGGUGGAACACAGGCGGAAUAAAGCGCACUCAGCACUGCCGAGUCUGCAGAGAGUGGUGGGGAAAACCAUCUACCGCCACCGCAUCGCAUACACCGGCAUGGUACGGCAGCUGUUCGACGAGAACAAUAGUCUGGAUGGUGUGGGCUCCGUAUUGAGUGGUGUGUUUGACGAUGGCGUGAUUUCUUGGGGACGCAUCGCAAGUGUUCUGGCUCUAGGUGCUGUGGUGUGCGAGCGGCUGAAGCAGGACUGUGUGAAGGAGCAAGUUGAGGAGUGUGUGGACAUUGUUGCCUUACAAAUCUCCUCCUACCUCACUACAGACCUGCAGCACUGGUUCAUCAACAACAACGGCUGGGAUGGUUUUGUGGAGUACUUUUAUGUCGAGGAUCCCGAGUCCACAGUUUGGAAGGCACUAAUGGCAGUGGCCGGAUUCGGAAUAGGGGCAUGUCUCUUAAUGCUGAUGCGAUGA